Messenger RNA from Fulmarus glacialis (Northern fulmar), 494 nucleotides. Its product is annotated as actin, gamma-enteric smooth muscle-like. Lineage: Eukaryota; Metazoa; Chordata; Aves; Procellariiformes; Procellariidae. The annotation marks the transcript as partial. The transcript has 5 exons. The record is from RefSeq and is a predicted model, not a curated record.
GCAUCGUCCUCGACUCCGGGGACGGCGUCACCCACAACGUCCCCAUCUACGAGGGCUACGCUCUGCCCCACGCCAUCAUGCGUCUCGACUUGGCCGGCCGCGACCUCACCGACUACCUCAUGAAGAUCCUCACCGAGAGGGGCUACUCCUUCGUCACCACCGCCGAGCGGGAAAUCGUGCGCGACAUCUGCCCGUCGCCUCCCUCCUCUUCCUCGCUGGAGAAGAGCGACGAGCUCCCCGACGGGCAGGUCAUCACCAUCGGGAACGAGCGUUUCCGCUGCCCUGAGACCCUCUUCCAACCCUCCUUCAUUGGCAUGGAGUCAGCUGGCAUCCACGAGACGACCUACAAAUCCAUCAUGAAGUGCGACAUCGACAUCCGCAAGGACCUUUACGCCAACAACGUGUUGUCCGGCGGCACCACCAUGUACCCCGGCAUCGCCGACCGCAUGCAGAAGGAAAUCACGGCGCUGGCUCCCAGCACCAUGAAGAUCAAA